Molecule: messenger RNA, 1713 nt
Organism: Arachis ipaensis
Lineage: Eukaryota; Viridiplantae; Streptophyta; Magnoliopsida; Fabales; Fabaceae
Source: RefSeq, a predicted model, not a curated record
CUCUCUCUCUCUCUCUCUCUUUGAAUGUGUUUCAUAUUUUGAUUUUUUUUUUGCCAGCUCUCUCCUGUUUUCUUUGUGAUCUUUAAUCUCGCUGUUAUAGCAUUUCAUCUUUGAUUGUUUUUUUUAGGGAAAACAAAGUGAAAAUCAAUAUAUAUUUGAUCGGAAUCGAAUCGUGUAUGAACUUAAUAUAUUAUUGAUUUUGGAUUUAGUUCUGAACUCAGGUUCUGUUGGAUUAAUAUAGUAGUAAUGUUUUUUUUUUUUUUUUUUCAUUUCAGAGCUAAUUAGUUUUGUAAUUGGUUUAGCUUUCUUUAGCGGUCCAUUGCUUUAGAUUUGGCUUAUUACAAUGUAUAAUUUUGUGAAUUUAACCUUUUAUGUUUGUUUGUUAAGUUACCAUCACUUUAGGUGUUGUUGUUUCCAUAUUAUGUAUGCAUGCAUCUAUUUCUUACUAUCAAUGCAUACGUGAUGAUUGGAAUGGAAAGAAUUGCAACUAGAUACUUUAAUCAUUAUAUUUUAACUUUGGCUCCCAUAGGCACCAUGUCCCGUAUUCAGCCCUCACUUCAGAAUUCUGGUUUUACCAUCCACAAUGCUGGAAGGAGCUCUGAAAGUAGGCUUUUGAUUCAGAGCUUAACCAUGGGUGAGAAGCACAUGGAUUCUCGUUCCGCCAAGUGGAAACGAACACAAGUAUCAUGUCAGAAAACAGCUGAACCCAUCAGCCUCUCCAAGUCUGAUGCUUCCUUGCAAAGCUUUCCUAUGGAGAAAAAUCCUUCGCAAGCUGCGAGUUUUCCUUAUGGAUUUGAGGCUUUGGUCACAGAGGUAUGUGAUGAGACUCAGAUUGCUGAAUUGAAAGUAAAGGUUGGAGAGUUUGAGAUGCAUAUGAAACGCAACAUUGGAGUAGUCAAAGCUCCUUUAUCCAACAUUUCACCAACUACAGCACCACAUGUUCCGAGUAAACCCAUGGUGGAAUCAGCACCUGCUACCCCAGCACCAUCACCACAACCACCAAAAUCAUCUCCAGGGAAGACCAAUCCAUUUCUGAAUGAUGCCACCGUGAAGUCAUCAAAGUUAGCAGCACUGGAUGCUUCUGGUCCCAAUACUUAUGUCCUCGUGUCAUCCCCGACGGUUGGUUCAUUCCGAAGAGGUAGGACAGUGAAAGGGAAGAAGCAGCCUCCUAUCUGUAAAGAGGGUGAUUACAUCAAAGAAGGCCAAGUAAUAGGGUAUCUGGAUCAGUUUGGCACUUCACUUCCUGUUAAGUCAGAUGUGUCUGGAGAGGUGUUCAAGCUACUCUUUCAGGAUGGAGAGGCUGUUGGUUAUGGAGAUCCUCUUAUGGCUGUCUUGCCUUCAUUCCAGAAUAUCAAGUGAUGAGUCAUGUGGCAUCAUUUGUUGAGCAGCUGAUAUGACAAAUUCAUUUGUAGUCUGGUUAUUCUUUCUUUUCGGCCGCAAAUAAGUCAAGAAAUAAUGAAUGGUACUGCUAUAUUGGGCAAGGAAUCCUUUAUAAGAAUUUGCACGAGUUGUAGAAAAAAUAGACAUUACAAGGCAACUUCUAGUUCUAUAGUGCUUUAGCUUGCUUAGAGAUAUUUGAACCAGCAUUGCAACAAUGUGCAAACAUUUCCUUUUGCUGAAUGAUGUCAGAGCACAUAAAUAACCUACUGAUCACUGAUCACAUCUACUGUGUCCAUAUAUAGUUCUUAAUACAGCGGGAUGAUUGUGAACAAA